Messenger RNA from Macrosteles quadrilineatus (aster leafhopper), 7407 nucleotides. RefSeq names its product extracellular sulfatase SULF-1 homolog (gene Sulf1). The record is from RefSeq and is a predicted model, not a curated record. The transcript is spliced from 20 exons. The coding region runs from base 198 to 3443 and encodes 1081 amino acids. Gene Ontology annotation, molecular function: N-acetylglucosamine-6-sulfatase activity; glycosaminoglycan binding. Lineage: Eukaryota; Metazoa; Arthropoda; Insecta; Hemiptera; Cicadellidae.
AUUAGCUUGUUAAGUGUAAAUCGUUACUAUAGUAAGCUACUUGCAUGUAUAUAAUUUCAAGCGUUUGCUGAAUAUAUCCCAAUGCAACUUAAUAAAAUGUAUUAAUUCCCUAUUGUACUUGCAUCAAUGCAAUGGAUGAUUUUAUUUAUGGUGAGGUAGGCUGUAAUGGAUGAUUAAACUGCAAAAUUAAAAUCAGAAUGGGCAGGAUUUUGGAAGCAACUCUAGUGCUGAUAUUUAUGCAGUGCUACUUUACUGCCCAGUCUGCAAAAUCUGAUGAUUCAAUUUUCACAACCCAACGACAGACUUCAGAAAGGAGUAAAAUCCGCAAACAUCAACAGCACUCUUCUCAUUUCUCGUCUAAGGAAAGAAAACCCAAUAUAAUUUUAUUUUUGACUGAUGACCAAGACGUGGAGUUAGGGUCUCUGAACUACAUGCCAAAGACGCUUCGGCUGUUGCGAGAUGGAGGGGCUGAGUUGCGUCACGCGUACACGACCACACCAAUGUGUUGUCCAAGUCGCAGCUCUCUACUGACUGGCCUCUACAUACACAACCACCACGUGUACACCAACAACGACAACUGCUCCAGUCCUCAGUGGCAAGCGACGCAUGAGACUCGCUCCUUUGCUACCUACCUCAGUAACGCUGGCUACCGAACAGGAUAUUUUGGAAAGUAUCUGAACAAGUACAACGGGAGCUACAUUCCCCCAGGAUGGCGAGAGUGGGGUGGUCUCAUCAUGAACUCUCGUUACUACAACUACUCCAUCAACCUGAACGGCAAGAAGGUGAAACAUGGAGACGACUAUACCAAGGACUAUUACCCAGACCUAAUAGUGAACGAUUCAAUCUCAUUUCUGCGCCAGUCCAAGCAGUUCUACAGCCGUAAGCCAGUGAUGCUGGUGUUGAGUUUCCCGGCGCCCCACGGACCCGAGGAUUCUGCGCCACAGUACUCUGACAUGUUCUUCAACGUCACUUCUCACCACACACCCUCGUACGACUAUGCCCCCAACUCUGACAAACAGUGGAUCCUGCAGGUGACUGGCAAGAUGCGGCCGAUACAUCGUCAGUUCACAGAUCUGCUCAUGACCAAACGGCUGCAGACACUGCAGAGUGUGGAUGCUGCUGUGGAGAGGGUUUAUCAAGAGCUAAAGGCACUAGGAGAGUUAGACAACACAUAUAUAAUCUACACUUCCGACCAUGGCUACCAUCUGGGCCAGUUUGGGCUGGUCAAGGGAAAGUCGUUCCCGUUCGAGUUCGAUGUUCGCGUCCCAUUCCUCAUCAGGGGCCCAGGGAUUGAGCCGGGCAGUACGAUAGAGAACAUAGUGUUGAACAUAGACUUGGCACCUACCUUCCUUGACAUUGCCGGGGUCGAGGCUCCUAGCCACAUGGACGGUCGGUCGUUCUUCAAACUGUUGUUCAGAAGAAAGAGGCUGAAAGACACAUUGCAAUGGCCGGACACUUUCCUUAUUGAGAGUAGCGGGAGAAGAGAAACAGCUGAAAUGAUUGCCGAAGCUAAAUUACAAGAGUCACUCAGUACCAUUGAAAAGAAUUUGAAUCAGACAUUGGAAGAAGCUGCAACAGCUGUGGAGGACAACCAGGUGUCUGUGGUGGUGACAGGCAGUAAGUUGGAGAGGCUGGCCAUAGAAUGUCAGAAACCUGAGUUUCAGCCUCCUUGUAGACCUGGCCAGAAGUGGCAGUGUCUGGCCGACGGUAACAGGUGGCGCAAACACAAGUGCAAAUUGAGACCUAGUCUGCUGAGACCCAAGACAAAAAAGUGUGCUUGCUUCACCGCUAAUGGACUAAUGUAUACUAAACUGGAGACCGAGGACCAUCUAGGACACAGGCACUUUCCAAGGACUCAAAUGUCCAGAAGUAGCAGCAAGAGGGAGGAGGCGGAGCUCAGGAGCUUGGCAGGGAGAGGAACAAGAACUGCUCGGAAAGUGAAGCUCAAUAGUGAACAGAACAAUGUACCCAAGAGUGAGGAGACUGAUACCUUCAAACUGGAGAUGCAAGAAUGGCUAGACAGCGACCGAGAGGAACAGAUGGGAGACUGGCUAGAGCCUGUGAGAAGUUGGACAGGAAGAGCUAAGAGAGAUACCAAGAUGAGACUUAAAGCUGGAGUGUUGCAAGAAAUACUCAAUGUCAAGGAGAAGAUACUGAGCCUUGAGGAUCCAGCAAACACUACAGAUGUUGACCAGGAGUGGAACUGCACUGUAGGAGGCACCCCUGGGGUAGGAGUCAGCUGCAGUCACUCCAUAUACAACAGUCCGCAGUCAUGGCGUGCGUCUCAGCAGCGACUGCAGCUGGAGAUACGAAAACUGCGUAACCAACUGGAGAAGCUUAAAGAAAUAAAGAAGUUCCUGAAAGAGAAAAAGCCUUAUGAUCGAAGCACUGAGGAAACUGAUGAAGAUGACGAGGAAGAUAACGAGAGAAAGAUCGAAGAUGAGGAAGACGACGAUGAAGAUCUUUUUGAAGAUAUUUUUGAUGAAGACAACACCACUCUUGCAACUACUGAGAGAAAUUUGAACAAACCUCGCCGAAAACCAAAGAACAGGUUUGUAAACUCAGGAACAAACACAACUGUGGAUGAUAACGACGAUGGUGUCUCAAGAAACGUAUCAGACCUGACUGACAACGAAGAGAACUCUGGUAGAAGGAGGAAACAUAAGGGAAACUCAGAGAACACUGAGACCAACUUCCUCAGUAAACACAGACACAGGCACAAACUGAUACCUUUGCCAGAGAGAGAUAGAGAGAGAGAGACAACUACAUCGUCUGCGGUGAACUACACAACUGGCAGGAAAGAUUGGCCAGGGCCAGGUCCAGGAAGGAUAGAUGUUACAAUUCUUGAGCCAGUCUCUGGACUGAAUCCAAACAGAAAGACGCAAGACUCGCUGCCUCCUGACACCUGCUACUGUGACCCAUACCUCUCAACUCACAAAGAUGAAAAAGAUGUUGCGCGUGAAGCAAGAAGGCGGCUGAAGGAGGAGAGACUGCGGAAGAAAGAGAGAAAAAUGCGGAGAAAAGCAAAGUUGGAGAGUGAGUGUCUGGCAGAAAAGAUGAACUGCUUCAAUCAUGAUAAUGAACACUGGAGAACCCCUCCGUUCUGGACAGAGGGAUCAUUCUGUUUCUGUAUGAACGCCAACAACAACACAUACUCCUGUUUGAGAACAAUCAACAAAACUCACAAUUAUCUGUAUUGCGAGUUUGUCACUGGGCUUGUUACCUUCUACAAUCUUCGGCUAGAUCCGUUUGAGCAGUGGAAUCGAGCGUCGCUGUUGACAGUAGAAGAGAAGUCCUACUUGCAUGACACACUGGAGAAGCUCAAGGGCUGUCGUGGCGCUCGACAGUGUUCUGUCACAUCCAACCAACGACAACACAGCAGACGACAGAAGAUGCCCAACAGCGCAAACAUAAGAGGAAUUGACAGAGGUGUGGAAAAGUAGUUUUUACUAUGUAGAGACGGCAUUGACCGAGUUUGCCAGUGAUCGCUUUUAUUUUCUCAGUUGUCUCCAACAACAUCGAACUUAGUUGUGAUCUAAUUGUAAAUUUCUCUAAUUUAGUUUUAUGUCAGUAUUACUUAGUAGUAUGUAAAUAUUUUAAAUUCUAUCAUUCUUGCGUUAAAACUUUGUUAAACUCAAAUUUAAAGUAAGAGACGAAUUUAAAUAAUUUUUUACCUAAUUGCGACGUUGAGUUUUGAUUUAUGCUUUGUGUUGCUUUUUAUUUCGUGUUUCACUCAUUUUGCCAUUUUUAAGUAGCCACAUCAGUUGCUUUUAUAAAUUAAAAUCUGUGGCGAAGAAACUCAAUGCGAUGGAUGCUGAAAAUCUAUCUAAAUAUUUCUAAAUAUAUAGGUUGUUAAAGCUUACUCAAUAACUUUUUUUAGACUAAUUAUUUGACUGUGUAAAUUGUAUUCGUUUUUAUUUAAAAGUAAUUUAAUUUUUAUUUAUUUAGUUUAGUUGCAUUUAAUAGUUGUAGGUAGGAUAUUAAAUUGUUAUUAUUUUAGUACAUUAGGUUGUAAUUUUUCAUGGGUGUGUUUACAUUGGUCGCUACUCAGGUAACUUGGUGACAUUAUAAGAGCCUGUAUGGGAUUUGAUACUUUAAAAUCAACUUUAAUCACAACAUUUCAAAAUGUAUUAGAUUUCUGUAAUCAAAUUGCUGCCUUGUGCAAUCAAUUCAAAUGUAUUAGUGAUAUGAGUGGUUCCUAAACAGGUUACCCAAGUACCAUUUUGAUGUAAAGUUAAAUUAUUGUUUUCAAUAUACAAGAUGUUUGCUAGCUAGAAACUAGUCAGCUUUUCUUUCAUGAACAUACUUCUGCCGAUGUAAGAAGUUAGGCUUUUCUAACAGGCUUUGUUGCGACAAAUGAGAAUGCCAAUUUUAUUCUAUACUUAGGUCCGUUUUGAAGUAAAGGGACCUUUUGAGAACGUUGAUGAUCUUUGAAUUAUAUUGAUUAUAAUGUUCAUUUCACCUACUAUGCCACUAAGAAGAAAGGGCUUGACUUUUACUCAUUCAGGUAGUUUUGUUAAUACAUUUUUGCUAGGGAGCGAGCUGGUCUAGUGGUAGAGCCUCUGGAGCCCGAGGUCCCGGAUCUGAAUCCCACCAAUCACCAGAGGUUUUAUCUAUGUGAUAAUGCCGCAACCCUCUAGAACUAGCCUGAAAAGUAAUGUGUAAAACCGUUCCGGACUAGAACCUAGCGUCCUAAGAUGUAAAGGUGGGACAUAAGAAACAAUAUUUGCAGAUUAACCAAGUUUCUCUAAAAGUUACCAUUAAACUUAACUUAAGUUUUUAAAAACAAUUUCAAACAUCUGAACUAUAAUGCAUUUUACUUUGACACUUGUGUUGUGUAGCCUACAACAAGAAAAAACCACACACACCUAUAACUUUCUAGCAAACUCUUGUAUUUUUUUAUUUACAACAAACACAUAUUUAAGCUAAAAUUGUUGGCCAAGUAGCGGAUACUAUUAGCUCAUUAUUGUAAACACACCCAGCCCGAUAAGUUUGCAAUAUUACAUCAAGUUGUAUAUUCGUACAUUGAUAAGUUUUGUUGUUCUAAAGGUAUGUUAUUUAUUAUCACAAGGCGAUUUUAAAAUGUAAGUAAAUGAGAAUAAUUUAUUUUAUGAUAUAAAUAUACACGUGCUAGAAACGCUUAUUACCUCUGCCAUAAGGAAUUAUAGUUAAUAUAUUUUUUAGCUCUUUUAAUAUAUAUGACUUAUAAUCUAUUAUAUGUUUUAUUCUUGUGGAUGUUAUUGACUAUAUGUUCUCGUCAGUUACAUGUUUUAGUACUAGUCAGAUAUGAUAAAAGACUUCCUAUUAUUUUCCUAUUUACUGCAAUUUUCAGUUAUUUUAAGCCAAGUUGAGUACGCUUUCUAUCAUAAUACUCUUGGCUACUGUUAAAAAGUUAUAUACAAUUUAUUUUGGGUAUCAAUAUCAGUAAAAUUACUGUUUUGUUUAUUAAUUUUUCUUUGGUAAAUGGGUUAUGCCUUGUCAACCAAGUGGUUUAAAAUAUGUGUACAAAAAUAGCUCAGUCAGGUCUUGUUUGUAUCAUAACUGUUAAACUUUUAUCAAUUUUAAAAUAAUUCUGUAUUACUAUUUGUUAUUAAAUUACAUUUCCGAUCCUAGAAAUCACUCUUUAGUCUCUAUGUAUUCAUAACAAUAAAUUGUAACACUUAAUUAUAAAAUACCAUGCUUUGUUAUUGGUUGUUUAUUUAUUGUAUUAAGUAAGCUGUAGAAAAGUAAUUUUCCUACAGUUACCUGACAAAGUGGGCUUCUUUGCACUGAUUAUCGCUCGCCCAGUAGCUAACUGAUGCACUUACAUACUUCUUCCGCACUCCAGUAUUCCAACCAACACAAAACAGUGUGCUUUUAUUAGGCAUGUAAUACAAGUAUGCUUGAAAAUAAGUUGGCAGCACUUAAAGAUACUACGACUACGAUAAGCUGGUUCAGUGUUUCUCUUUUGUUCAACACUUGGAUAAAACCUUACCUAAAAACGUGUUGUAUAGGGUUGGAAAGACUAAUUAUUUAUAUGCUUUCUUUAUAGUAACUGUAGGAAAAAUAUAAUGUGUAACGCGAGUGCAAAGUGCUUCCUCACUCGAGAAACUUUCCACACUCGCCUGCGGCUUGUGCGUCAACAUUUCUCUCAUGUGCAGCAAAGUGCCACUUCGCCCACUAGUUACACAAAUAACUAUUUUCAACUAAUAUGUCCUGGAGUUUAUUUUAGUUUUGCAAGUGAGUUAUGCCGUAGCCUCCUCUAUUACAAGACCGUGGCAAGACAAAAGUGGCACCUCCGCAGUUUGGCAUUCUGUAACAGCUGUGCACUAAUUUAUAAUUUAUAAUUGUUAAUGUUAACCUAUGUUAACAUUAACGUUACCUAUGUUAACAAGUUUGUUAUUCCUGAUUCCCUGUUACCACACACUUUGUAUUAGAGGGGGCUAUGGUUAUGCCCUAAGAAAACCGAUUGUAAAAAAUGUUAUUGUAGAAUUUAUUCAUUAUUCUGAUGAGUUUUUGUAAACCUUUUUUCUUUAAAGGUCAAUAUAAAUUUUUUACACUAGAUAUAUAAUGCAAAGUUAAUCCUAUAAUAAGCCGGGUUUACACGAUGCCAGUAGGUGAGACAAUUGUCAGAAGACAACUCACUGGCAUGAAAUUAUUGGCUACGUGUAAACACUUCAGGCCAACUGCUCUUACAAUUGACCUGAAAUUCAGUUGUCUCCGAGCGUAGACUGAGGAAAACGAGUAGGACAACUGGCCUCCAACAAUUCCGCAAUCACUAAAUGACAACUGACUCACCAACUGGCAUCGUGUGAACUCGGUUUUAGUACAAAUAUUUUGCAAGUUUAAUUUAUCUAAGUUUGGAAACAUUUUGGUCAUGUAUAACUUUUAUUUUGAAAUUGAUUUACAAUGUCCAUUAAAUUUCCUUGAAUUUCUUUUGCUACUUUGAAGAUUAGUUUAUGAGUUUUUUUUUUUUUAAUUUUUAUUUUACUUCUUAAAGUAAAGUUAAUGAAGUUCUGUGAAAUGUCAUACUCACACAUCUUGAUAUAAACAUUGACAAUAACAUAUUCUAAUAAAUAAAAAAAACAUGUUUUUUUACUGUUUUGGCUUUUGAUGUUGUGAAUUAAAAGCUCUAUCGAAUUCAAAGUCUAAAGCAAUAAUUGCUUUAGAAAUGUGCACCCUAUGUUGACUAUCUUUAGAUUCUGACUUUGCAUUUACAUUUUUCCUUUAGUUUCUUAGUUGCAUCUCAUCUGGUAGUAGUGAACACAUAGAUUACUUCUUAUCAAUACUUUGUGCCAGCUUAUGACUAAUUUGACAGGGUAAGUGAGUCGAAAGCAAUAUGUAGAGGAAUUAAGAAUAGUAGCAGCCCGUUGUUCCAGUUAUCGGAUGAAUCAGUUUUAGAUCAAAUAAAAUGACUGCCAUUUUAAA